Messenger RNA from Sorex araneus (European shrew), 1530 nucleotides. It is a transcript of the gene LYSMD4, whose product is annotated as LysM domain containing 4. Lineage: Eukaryota; Metazoa; Chordata; Mammalia; Eulipotyphla; Soricidae. The record is from RefSeq and is a predicted model, not a curated record. The coding region runs from base 197 to 1021 and encodes 274 amino acids. The transcript has 3 exons.
GGUGGGGGGCUUCGCGCCGGGCUUCGGGGCGCCGCGCGUGGCCGUGCUGUCGGGUUACUUUCCUGUGCUUUAGGGGACUUUCCUGCUGCUGUCACGGGCGAGCCGAGGUCGGAGGUCGGAGGUCGUGCCCGGUGGACUGUUGGAGCGCCGCCGGCCUGAGCUCGGGGUCGGCACCUCCGACCUUUUUGUCCGGAGAAUGAGGCAGAAGGAGGGGCCAAGCACGACCUUCCAGGGCCCAGCUGCUGUGUGUCGGACUCGGACCAGCCAUGUGUACGUGUUUGAGGGUGGAGGUGCAGGCUCGGAGGGCUCCUCGGAGGAAGAAGAGCCGGUGGCGGCCACCGGCGGUCAGGCCCUGCGCCCCCGGGGCAAGGAGCACCGGAAGAAGGCUGCCCCCUCCGUGGGGCAGGCAGGCGCGGGGGACAUGGUGCUGAUGCAGCGGCCAGUGGCACAGGAGGACAGCCUCUACAAGCUCGCCCUCCAGUAUGGAUGCCAAGUGGCCGACCUUAAGAAGGUCAACAGUCUGGUGCGGGAGCAGGACCUGCACGGCCUGCGGUGCGUCAGGAUCCCCGUGCACAGCCACGGCGUCCUCACCGAGGCCUGCCACGGGCUCAGCCCCAUCCCCAGCCCGGCCUCGGAGACCAGAGUGACCUUCGAGGACGCCCCCGAGCCGGCGGCGGGGGUGCCCGGGGCCCCCAGCCCCCUGACGCGCUUCUUCAGGGACAUCGACCAGAGCAUCGAGCGCGCGGCACAGGCCGAGAUGGUCCUGGACCCCACCGGCUGCCCGCUGCUGCCCGCUCCCGCCCGGGGGCCCACGCCCAGCGCCCACGGGGGCAUCCGCUGGUGGAAGGCGGUCCUGCUGCUGCUCCUCGUCGGUGUCGUCCUGCCCCUGUUUUAUUUGGUGUAUUUUAAAAUCCAGGCGGCCGGCGAGGCCCCCGGGAGCUGGAACGGCACGUCGGCGGCCCACACGGGCUCCGGGGCACGGACUGCGGGGCCCGGCCCGACCCCUUGGCCAGAGAAGUAGCAGUGGCUGGAGGGCAGCCGGCUGGCCCCUCCUCGGGCUGCUGCGUCUCCUCCUCCCCCUGUCUGAGGAUUGCGUGUCCCGGAGCAGCUGCGUCUCGUGCCAGUACAGAGCCCUGGACCCCAGAUGCGUGUCUCGGGGCCUGGACAGCAAGUUGGCUGUGAGGGCCUUGAGUGGGCUGUGGUGGGGAGCCCCCAGGACGGAGGGCCCCAGGCUGGCGUGGACCCUGGUCCUGCCGUGGGGUUGACUGACCCUCAUGUGGCGUGGCCCGUGACGGAAGCUGUCGGGUGACCGGGUCUGGCCCGUCUGCGGGAGGCAGUGGGGGUGGAGGAGCCCCUGCUUUCCCCGGCCAGAGGUGGCUGAGGUUUGGGGGUGCAGGUGGUGGUCCCCCAGAGCCCAUGGGGAAGCUUCACUGCCUGCAUGUCCUGUGCGUUCUGGAGGCCGCUGUGGCCCUGGGUCCCAGGGUGGGGUCCCUUUGUUGUUCCCUGUAUGAAUAAAGUUUUUUCUAUGAA